Tauraco erythrolophus (red-crested turaco) is the source of this 2460-nucleotide messenger RNA. NCBI's taxonomy places the organism in Eukaryota, Metazoa, Chordata, Aves, Musophagiformes, Musophagidae. The record is from RefSeq and is a predicted model, not a curated record.
GUGGACUGCGCUCUGUCCCUUGUUCGUCUUGGCAUGGAAAGGAAUAUUCCUGGUCUGCAGGUGCUUUGUGACAAUCUGGUCACUCUUGAGACGGUGGUUUAUGAGACCGAUGGUGAUCGAACUUUAACUUUGAAGGAACUUGUAGAGAUGAAGGACAUUGAAAAGUUGAGACUGUUGAUGAAGAAUUCCUCUGAUGAAAAGUAUGUGAAGAAUGUUUAUCAGUGGAUGAUCCCUUUUCUCCACCGCUGUGAAAAUCAGUCUCCUGGUCUGGCAAAUUCACUUUUUAAAGAGUAUUUAGUAACAUUAGCAAAGGAAGACCUGACUCUACCUCUGAAGAUAUUUCAGAAUUCAAAACCUGCUUGUCAGCAAAAAAUGAUUCCUGAUCAAGACCAGCUUAUGAUUAUGGCACUGGAAUGUAUUUAUAGUUGUGAACGAGAUGACCAGCUCGCUCUCUGUUACGAUAUUUUGGAAUGCCUUCCACAAAGAGGAUAUGGGCUUGAAACAGAUAAAACUAAUACUCUUCAUGAUGAAGUAGAUGAACUGGAACAAAUUCUUAGUGUGUCAGAGCUGUUGGAGAAACAUGGACUUCAGAAACCCGUUUCCUUUGUGAAAGACACAAAGGACAACGUGGAGGAGGCACGGAAGCUGAUGAUCAGACUGACGAGGCACACAGGUCGCAAGCAGCCAUCAGUCAGUGAGACGCACUGGAAGGAAUUGCUUCAGGAUAUGUUAGACAUGCAGCAGAAAGUAUAUACAUGUUUACAUUCAGAUACUUGCUAUGAGGUAUUCACAGAAAGCCUUUUAUGCUCAAGCAGUGUAGACAACAUCCACUUGGCUGGGCAGAUGAUGCAUUGCAGUAUUUGUUCAGUGGAUCUACCAAGCUCAUCAAAAGGGAAGCCACAGUAUCGAGUCAGCUAUGCAAAAAGUAUCGAACUAGUUUUGGCGGCUGGCAGAGAGUAUUUCAAUUCCUCAACAAGUCUGACUGAUAGCUGUAUGGAUUUGGCCAGGUGCUGCCUGCAACUUAUUGUAGAUUGUCCGAGUGCUAUUCAGGAGGAGCUAGAUCUUAUUCGUGCUCUUGGCUACCUUGAAGAGUUUGGUGUGAAAGUAUUACCAUUACAAGUGCGUUUGUGUUCGGAUCGACUUAGUCUCAUCAAGGAUUGUCUUGCUCAGUUGUCAACAAACUAUAAGCAGUCUGCGAAGCUCCUGGGACUUGCAAAUUUGCUAAGGGUUGCAGGAGAUGAUCAGAUGGAGAGAAAAGGUCAAGUUUUAAUCCUUUUAGUGGAACAAGCUCUCAGUUUCCAGGACUACAAAGCAGCUAGUAUGCAUUGUCAAGAGCUCAUGGCCACAGGUUAUUCUAAAAGCUGGGAAGUAUGCAGUCAGCUUGGACAAUCCGAAGGCUACCAUGAUUUGGGUAUGCGUCAGGAGCUCAUGGCUUUUGCUCUGACACACUGUCCCCCAAGCGCCAUAGAGGCAUUGCUGGGAGUGAGCAGUUCUUUGCAAACCCAGAUUCUUUAUCAGGCUGUGAAUUAUCAGUUUCUUCCUUCAGAAGGAAGUGAGAAUAUAAGUAUCUCAGGACCUUCUUCGUUGAUCAGUAAGGAUGCAGAGGACGAAACCAACGUCUCCUCUAGCCAGUCUGCUGAUUUGUUGUACUGGACGACAUCAAAAACUAUGAAGGUGUUGUCUAACACAACUAUGACUACAAAAGCCAUGCUGCAUGCUGUCAGUGACGGACAGUGGUGGAAGAGAUCGUUAACUUAUCUUCGACCAUUACAUGGCCAAGAAUUUGGAGAUGUAUUAAAAAGUGGGUCAGCAGAAAAUGCCACUGUGGAAAAACAAGGCUGCCAUCCAUUUUAUGAGUCUCUAAUUGCUGAUCCAUAUGUUGCAGAAUCUGAAAUCAGCUAUGGCACAUACGAGAGCAAUUCCUUGGAAAGCUUUGCAGAAGUAUUACUGAGAACAGAGAAACUGACAGAAACAAAGAGCGAAGGAAAAGACCUGCUUCCGACUACAGAAGUUCUGCUACAACUGGCAAGCGAUGCUUUACCAAAUGAUACAGCCUUGUCUCUUGCCUAUCUCCUUGCACUGCCGCAGGUGGUAGAUGCCAACAAAUGCUUUGAAAAGCAAUUACAUUCUGCGUUAUCUCUCCAGCUGGCAAGUUAUUACUAUAGCCUGCAGAUCUAUGCUCGUUUGGCACCAUGUUUCAAGGACAAAUGCCACCCUCUCUACAGGGCUGAUCCAAAAGAGCUGAUUCAGAUGGUCACAAAGCAUGUUACUCAGCAUAGCUAUACAGACUGGCCUGAAGAAAUUGCUAAUUUGAUAAAUCAGCUGCAUUACUACAAUGAACGACUGCUGGAUUUCACUCAAGCUCAGAUUCUGCAAGGACUUGGCAAAGGAGUGGAUGUGCAGAGGUUUACAGCAGAUGGACAGUACAAGAGAGAAACAAUACUAGGACUGGCAGAGUAA